GAACUAAUAGAUUUUUAAAGGGAGCUCUCUUGAGGCUAUUUUAAAUGUAAAGCCUGUGUCUGAAAUGAAUUACUCCUCCAAGUGAACUGGACAGAACUAAACCAUGGAGAAUGUUACUUCAAUUCCAGAUAACCAGACGCUUGGUCCAUGGACUGAUUAUAGCAUGGAAUACAAAGUGGUCAGCAUAUUUUUUGUGAUUCUCAUCUGUGGGAUAGGAAUAGUUGGAAAUGUUAUGGUGAUUCUAGUUGUUCUUACAACCAAACACAUGCGGACACCCACCAACUGUUACCUGGUGAGUUUGGCGGUGGCCGACCUGAUGGUUCUGACGGCGGCGGGACUGCCGAAUAUUACACAGAGUUUGUAUGGAGGAGGCUGGGUGUACGGAUACGUCGGGUGCCUUAGCAUCACUUAUUUCCAGUACUUGGGCAUCAACGCGUCUUCGUGCUCUAUCACCGCUUUCACUAUUGAGCGGUACAUAGCCAUCUGCCACCCCAUAAAAGCGCAGUUUAUGUGCACUCUGUCAAGAGCAAAGAAAAUCAUAGUGGUCGUUUGGGCUUUUACCUCGCUCUACUGCGCCAUGUGGUUUUAUCUGUCUGACAUGAACGAGUUGAUUUACGACAAUAUUACCGUGGCCUCAUGCGAAUACAAAGUGUCAAGAAAUCUUUACCUGCCAUUUAUCUACUUCACGGACUUUGCCAUGUUCUACGUGGUGCCCCUCAUGCUAGCCACGGUUCUGUAUGGAUUUAUCGCUAGAAUUCUUUUCCUCAACCCAUUGCCGGCUGACCCCAAGGAAAACACAAAGUGGAAAAAAGAAUCAUGCCAAGGAAAUAGGAUGACGAGCACCAACAAUUCAUCCUGUAGCACAACCAUCCGCUCUCGCAGGCAGGUGACUAAGAUGUUAGCUGUGGUGGUGGUGCUCUUUGCCCUCCUCUGGAUGCCCUACCGGACGCUGGUGGUGGUAAACUCCUUCCUGGACAAGCCUUACCUGGACCUCUGGUUCCUACUCUUCUGCCGCAUCUGCAUCUACCUGAACAGCGCCGUCAACCCUGUCAUCUACAACGCCAUGUCUCAGAAGUUUCGCACCUCCUUCAAGAAGUUGUGUCACUGCGGUCCGCAGCGAUUGGAGAAGCCGGCGUCUUACAGCUUGGCCCUGACCUACAGCGCCAUCAAGGACACAACCAAUGGAGAGAGCCCUGACCACUUCACUACCGAGAUGGAUGAGCUGGCCACACCCACACCCAGUGACCAGUUCCUGCCCAGCACCAAGAGGAUAUCAUUCGAGGACACCUCUCUGUCAGGCAGGGUUGCCCUUUGCACUGCCUGACAGAAAAAAGAACUCCAUUCAGGCAACAAUGAUUACCUGAAAGGAUCUUCUUAUCCUUAAGCUCUAGUUUGUGAAUUAAAAAUGGUCUCCAGCAGCAUACUUCCAAUUCUAUUCUAUAACUCAUUUUCGGUCGAGGAAUUUAUUUAAUAUUUGAGCAGUACAACGGCAAACAUUAAAUGCCAAAACAUUUGUUGUUAAUAGAGGAAGUACUACUUCAUUUCUUUAUCUAGCAUGGUGAAAAUAUAUUCUCCCCAUCUCUCUGUAGCCAUCUUAGCACAAAGCACCCAAUUAUAGGAAUGGUCUAAAUCCGUCCUAAACCUUGUGUGACACACACAUUUACUUUGCAAGGUAAUAAUCAUACUGCUUUCACAUACUGAGCAACAGUUGCCAUCUCUGUAAAGUGUUUUCCUACAAGGGAAAUAUAACAAGGGAAAGAUGUUAUCCCUCUUUUUAUCUGGAGAGGUAUAAGGCCAGGAACUCAGUGUGUGUGUGUGUGUGUGUGUGUGUGUGUGUGUGUGUGUGUGUGUGUGUGUGUGUGUGUGUGUGUGUGUGUGUGUGUGUGUGUGUGUGUGUGUGUGUGUGUGUGUGUGUGUGUGUGUUCGUGUGUGUGUUUUAAAGAUAAGCUCACUCUACAGGAGGAAUCAAACUGUCUGGGCUGUUGUUAAAACCACCCUGCUACCUUCCAUGUUUUAAAACAGCACAGAGAGAAUGUGAUCACUGACCACAUUUCAAAGGCAGAAUUGAAAGGAGGCAGAGUAUCAAAACCAUCUCUGCUCAAGGGGUGUAAAUAUCACACAUUGCUUUAAAUUGAAACCUGCCUGUCAGGGAAAUAGAGAUGAGGUGGGAUGAAGUUUAUUUAAAGGUUACAGAUGAUGAAAAGGACUGAUAACAAAGCAAUGACACGCCAGAUCUGUCAUCCGUUUGAUACCAUUUGACUUUAUAGUAACCUUAUUGGCUAAAAGGUUCACCCGAUAUGAAACAUUCCUCAGGGGCUAGUGUCAAAAAUGCAGCAUGGUUAAACAUCCUGCUGUACCUGUAAUGGACUACUGUGGUGUGGAUUCAAUCAACAAGUGUUGGAAGGUCCAGAGUCCAUAGCGAGAAAGAUCUUUGAUGACUCAGACACCUGGGUGGUUGAUGGUUGUCUCUAGGUCAGGGGCCUGACAUGACCAGACUAAACAUUAUGUUGACAUUCUCAACAGCAGAGACUAAUGGUAGCAUUUCCCCAUAAUGGAUCCCCCCAACCACAACCCGCAGAGCAAAGGGGAGAUUAGAGGAUUCAUCAAUGCCAAAGUGUUCUACUUUGUAGAUUUGAGGGAGGCUGGUGAGUCAUGGUACAGCCAUAAAGCACGGGCACAGUGUCAAAAAAACAGAAAGAAAAAGCAUAAAAGGAACGAGAAUUGAUUUAAUUUCGAAUUCAAAUAAGGAAAAAAAUAGAACGUUUGUUGUUGUUUAUUUUAUACUGAUGAAACGCCCUCUCUGUCCCUUUUUAGGAUACUGUAAAAAUGCUUGCAAUUGAUUGUGCGUUGCCGUGUGAAAUUGAUGUACAAUGUACAUUUUCGAUGUACGUUUCAGACCUGUUUUCAAUUCAUACCUUUGUACCAUUUACAUUGUGUCUGCCAGUAGAACUAUUUUGUAAUAACGUAGUUUGUUUUGUUCAGUUUUAUUGUUUGUUCCCAUCAAUAUACAGUAUUUUACUAUGGAGCGAUCAAUGUGGAGCUACGCUCUUCUUCUUUGGUAACACUACAACUACAGUAGGUUUCAAAGAAGGUACGUGAAAUAAUGAUCUGUCCCUCUUGCACUUUCAUCUACUAUCUCCGUUGCACAGUUUCCACCAUUAGAGGGAGUGGUGCCUGGUAGCGAGUUUGCAGCAUGGACAGUGUAAAACAAAUGAUGUUGUGGUGUGAUUUAAAAAAGACAGACAUCUAUGUGCAGUAUACAGUUAUUCUUCAGUCAGCAAUGUUGUGUAUCCUGGUCUCCCUUUGCUGGCAGUUCUCUGCAUUGUAAAAACUACCCUUGUUGUUUGGAUGGUUUGUGUUUUGUAUUUUGUAUUGUCAUUUGUCUAUAAUAAAAUGAUCAUUGAUCAUG
This is a messenger RNA of Oncorhynchus kisutch (coho salmon), 3409 nucleotides long. Its product is annotated as thyrotropin-releasing hormone receptor. Lineage: Eukaryota; Metazoa; Chordata; Actinopteri; Salmoniformes; Salmonidae. The record is from RefSeq and is a predicted model, not a curated record. Gene Ontology annotation, biological process: phospholipase C-activating G protein-coupled receptor signaling pathway. Gene Ontology annotation, cellular component: membrane. The transcript is spliced from 2 exons. Gene Ontology annotation, molecular function: thyrotropin-releasing hormone receptor activity. The coding region runs from base 104 to 1324 and encodes 406 amino acids.